CGGACCAGGAAAGUGUCGAACUGCCCAAGUAGGAAGGGAUCAGGAACGACUCUCCGCCGCGUCAAGGCUGAUAUUGAGUUUCUGGUUUGUGUCACAGUUGCAUGGAUGAUGUACGGACGUAUGUAAAUGGGUUAGUCUGCAUGAGAGAGAGGGUGUGUGCGCGUGGUCCGGCCACCCGGUUGGGUGAAGAGGUGGGUGUCCCGAGUAGGAUGAAGAGGGGAUCCGAGCCAGUCCAGUCACUCCGGCCGAAGAGAAUGGCUGGUGGAUGGCUAGGUUUCACGUCGUCCUGCACAUUCCAACCAAAACAGUACAUUAGAGUACCUCAUCACGUCGCAGUGAAGCGUUGCAGAGCGAUACACUACCUACUAUCGCGGGUUGCUGGGGAUGCAGAAGCUUGGACGUGGCUUAUUGUGAUGGUUCAGCCAGCAAUCCCCAUUCUGGGUUUGAAUGCUCUAUUUUCGGAUUAUGGAGACAUCUAGGGUUUCGCGAAUCUAUAGUUGAAGAGCUGCCGAAAGAUUCGGGAGGGUUCGCGAGAACUUCCGUGGUACAGUGCGGAGGGGACGUGGGGAAAAAGAGA
This is a messenger RNA of Aspergillus eucalypticola CBS 122712, 577 nucleotides long. RefSeq lists its product as uncharacterized. The coding region runs from base 102 to 479 and encodes 125 amino acids. The record is from RefSeq and is a predicted model, not a curated record. The transcript has a single exon. Lineage: Eukaryota; Fungi; Ascomycota; Eurotiomycetes; Eurotiales; Aspergillaceae.